This is a messenger RNA of Thrips palmi, 2323 nucleotides long. RefSeq names its product transcriptional repressor protein YY1-like. The coding region runs from base 103 to 1200 and encodes 365 amino acids. Gene Ontology annotation, cellular component: PcG protein complex; transcription regulator complex. Gene Ontology annotation, biological process: regulation of transcription by RNA polymerase II. The transcript has 5 exons. NCBI's taxonomy places the organism in Eukaryota, Metazoa, Arthropoda, Insecta, Thysanoptera, Thripidae. The record is from RefSeq and is a predicted model, not a curated record. Gene Ontology annotation, molecular function: DNA-binding transcription factor activity, RNA polymerase II-specific; RNA polymerase II cis-regulatory region sequence-specific DNA binding.
AAGCGUCUUCUAGAGUACGGUGCUGCAUCCAAGAGGCCGUGCUCUGAAAAUCCUCGGAAGCCAUCAGUGUUGAAGCGAGAAACGGCCAUAUUGGAUUAGAACAUGGCGUCCUCCGAUUACAUUACGGAGGUUGUUAUAAAGCCCGAUAUCGAAGAAGUGGAGAUUGAAUCAAUCCCAGUGGAUAUGCCGUGUGAGACUGUGGAAACGACGAUAGACUACGGCGAGGGCCAGCCCAUGAUUGCCCUUCAGCCCCUCCCCGAGCCCGGCAGGGAGGAAAUCAUUCUACAGACUCAGGAAGAAAUUGUGUGUAGUGAGGACCCGCUCUCGUCUGUUUACGAUCAGAUGCAAGUUCCCGAUCAAGAAAUUUACGUGGAGACAAGUCCCGGGCCCUCGCGCAAGGGCGGCCGCAAAGGCAAGCGCGGCGGUCGUUUCAAAGGCGACAACUUCAUGAGCGACGGCACCGAGACCAAGGCACGCAAGUGGGAGCAGAAACAAGUUCAAAUCAAGACCCUCGAGGGCGAGUUUUCGGUCACGAUGUGGGCCUCCGGGACUGAUGAUGAUGAAUGCAGCAAUGAUGAUGAUGAUACCGAUCAGGACACCAGUGACUACCUUAAAAAGAAUUCUGCCGAUGGGAUUCCAGGGCUUGAUCUUAGUGACCCCAAGCAACUUGCAGAGUUUGCUAGACCUGGUCAUAAAAUGAGGAAGAAAGAACCAAGUGAUGGUGUGGACAGAACUAUUGCAUGCCCUCACAAAGGUUGUACUAAAAUGUUCCGAGACAAUUCAGCUAUGCGGAAACAUCUUCAUACACAUGGUCCCAGAGUACAUGUGUGCGCUGAAUGUGGGAAGGCCUUUGUUGAAAGUUCAAAGCUCAAGCGGCACCAGCUUGUCCACACUGGAGAGAAACCAUUCCAGUGCACCUUUGAAGGAUGUGGUAAACGAUUUUCUCUUGACUUCAACUUGAGAACUCACGUUAGAAUUCACACUGGUGACCGCCCGUAUGUUUGUCCGUUUGAUGGGUGUAACAAGAAAUUUGCCCAAUCUACCAAUUUGAAAUCUCAUAUAUUAACUCAUGCAAAGGCAAAGUCAAGGAAUCCUGGAAGGUCAGUUCCAAUGAUCCAUGCCCAACCAUUUGUGCCACAAUAUGUACAAGUGGAAAUGGGUGACACUGAUAACCAGCAAUUUAUUGUAUAUGCGGAUUAGAAGACUGCAGCUUUCAUCUGGCUUGACUGGAUGGGAACAAGCAAAGUGCCAGUGGCCAGUGCCUGAGUUGAAAGAAGUCCUGAUGUGAGUUAUGAUACCUAGGAAGUGAAUUUUACCCUAUUUUGGGAAGAUUGUAUUAAACAAAACUGAUCUUUAGCUUUAUAUUGUUUGAAGUGAGAGUGGUUUUCACACUUUCUUCAGUUGUAAAUACUUGAUGAAUUGAGUGCUUGUUGAUCCUGUCGCCUUCUCACACUGGAAUAUCCUCCAAACUUUCAGUAUGUGUCACUGGAAAUGCACAUAUGCAAAAACCUGGUACCUGCCCAAAAGUGAUAUUUUGAAUCUGAACUCAGGCGACAGGAGUUUGUACAGUGUGGAGUUUUCACAUGUUCGCGCCUGUGUACAUUCUGUGCUUUCUCUUGGCAAAAAGCUCAAGUGCAAGGCAUGAUUAUUUUUACUCUUGCGAUUUAGGUUUUAUCUCCGGUGUUUCGCACCAAGAAGUCAUUUUAUGUAGGAGUCAAGUGUGUUUCUCAUAAAUUCCUGUAAAGAAAGGAAAAUUUUUCCAGCACAUAGGAAGAAUUUUGUUCCCAAUUUAAUUUGCCUGUGACUACACUUGUGCUGCAGUGAUAUGAAAUUACAUUGUAAUGAUUUUUUAAUUGUAAUUAAUGCAUGCGUUUCAUCAGUCUUUGCUAGUGUCAUGCACAGUGUGUUAUGCCAAUAAUAUCAUGGUAUUUACAAGGGGUGAAAUGCUACCUUUAGGGUAGUUUGAGGAACAUUGUGAUGAGUUUCUCAGAGUCAUUUGUAGAUAGGUAGUUAUCUACUAAAGCCUUGUGCCUCUAUUUUCUGUGUAAAAUAGUAUUUUGUUCCCUUCAAAAUCUGUAAUUCUUAGAUUGAGCUACCCACCAUCACUUCAGAAUGUCUGGCUUGAUUUCACCGAUGUCUGUGAAUUGACUCAUGUUUCAACAGACUCUUGCUUUCUGUUUUAAUUAUUUUCCUCUGUCCCAGCUCCUUUUUUUUCAAAUCAUUGAAAACAGACCCUAAUUUUACCGAUUGUGAUACAUGAUGCAGUUUGCAGUGGUAUGAGCAAAUUGGACUUGUACAAAAUAAACUUUCACUUUAUUUAAAA